UUUAAGUCGGGGAGAAAAGAAAAAAAAGUCAGAAAACAUCUGCGCGUCUGAAGUUGUAUUUAUGUCCCAAAGAAGAAAAAAGAAAAGGAAGAAUCGUGGAUAAAAGUCAACACCGAAGAUAGCCUUGAUAUUUUUCUCUCUUUUUGAGCGUUUUUGUACUUUUACAAGUGGGUUAGACUUUGGGUCGGCUUGACUCACUGUGUGUGCGUGUGUGUGUGGAGGAUGGCACCGGGGUGUGUGGUCGCCUUCAGGCGGACUCGCUGCUCGGCUGGCGGCCACGCAGACCUCUGACAGUCCGCCUCUUCUUGGGGACUGAAUCAGAACCAGAACCCGCAGGGCGGGCCUGUUGCUGGAACUGGAUCCAGGAUGUCCUCCGAGCUGGUGGUGGGUCUCCUCUUUAGGGUUCUGCUGCCCCUCAGCUUGACUGCAGCUGCUUUGCUGCGUUUUAAUGGCUUCUCGCUGGUUUAUGUCCUCCUGCUGCUCCUGCUGCCCUUGCUGCCGGAACCCAGCAACUCCCUGGGAGCAGGUAACACAAGUCGCUGUGUGACAGCCAUUUGUGUGUCCAGUUUCCUCUUCCUGUUACUGCAGACGUUCUUUCAGCUGACCACGACAACGCUGCAACCUGAGUACAACUGCACGUCCUGGCAGAAAGCGCUGAGUCAGCUGGGAUUGGUCAGCCUUACAGGAAGUGAUGUAGCCUCCGCUGUGCGACACAUCCUUCCAGAUGUUGGCGUGCUGGUCAUUGGCCUGGUGACAUGGAGGCUCAGCCUGAGAUUGACCCCUGAAACACACACGCAGCAGCAGGGUCCUCAGGAUGAUGUGGUUUUUCACGAGGAAGAAGAAGGAACCAAAAAGAACCGAAUCCUGGCUGAACUGGAAGUACUGGUCUGCAAAACCAGGAUAAUGCUCGCAAACAUGAUGACCACUGGAGGGAAAGUUCUGCUGACAGUUUUGCUCGGACUCACAGGUAUCGUGCUUCCGUCCCUCUCCUCCCUUCCCUACCUGCUGUGUUUCCAGGUGGUUUGCACCUGGUGGGCGAGAUCUGGUUGGGUCCCGCCCCUCCUCUUCAAGUGUUUGUCUGUGACCUCACUGAUCUACUCCUCCUGCCACUUCCUCCUCGUCUAUUCCUACCAGCUGCCGUCACUGCAGGAAGCGUGGCUUCCCAACCACACCUCAGCAAGUGUGUUUGGCAUGGUGCCUCUGGUGUCGGUGGACUGCACUGCCCCCUGGAGGAUGCAAGUGAAUACAGAGCUCAGCUGGUUUCAUUUCGUCAGUCCUCUGAUGUUGCUGCUGCUUUUCCACACUGUUGCUAGUCUUUGGAGAAACCAGCUGAUAAAUGGCGAAGGGGCACGAAGCACAGACAAGACUGAAUCGGUGGACCCCGGGAGCUGUGACAUCAUCACCACCACGAGCUUUGUUAGUGAUGAGGUCAGCAGUGACAUCACAGCAGAGAGGCGGAGAGAGCUGUGGAGGAGGGCUCACACUGGGCGGGACCACAGAAAUGUUCUGGAUACUUCUACCAACAACAGUCCCUCUGAGUCUUUGGCCCCGCCCACACAGAGCACAGCCCUCGAGUUGGACACGCCUCACUACUCCCUCAGCCAAUCAGACACGUUGGAGACAUGCGUCUUUGAAGGAGACGCUGACGCAUGGGGGGAGGAGCCAGAAGCACCAGGAGUGGGUGUAGCUUCCAUGGCCUUCAGCUUUCUUCUCAAGCAGAGUUACAUCUGCGCUCUGAUCGCCAUGAUGGCAUGGUCCAUCACAUACGUGUCAUGGAUGACUUGUGUGUUGCUGCUCUGGUCGUGUGCGCUCUGGAUGAUGCGCGAGCGACGCCGCUAUACGCUCAUGUCGUCACCAUGGCUGGUCGCCUAUGGCAACCUGAUGCUGAUCCUGCAAUACAUCUACAGCUUUGCUGCUGUCCCGGAAGUCCCGGGACUGUUCCCGAAAAAAGACGAUCCCUGCAGGGAGCUCGCCUCCAAGCUGGUGUGUCUGUUGACCUUCUGGUUGCUGCUGCGUCAAGCACUCACAGAGAAGAGAGACAGACAGAAAGACACACAGACGCAGUCUCAAUUGUCCGCCAUCACCGUCCAUAUCAAAGAGGAUCAGAAAGCGGAGCAAGAGAAGAUACAAGAGAUUUCCUAUGAGAAGGUGCUUCUGUUGAGUGGAGGAGUUCAGAUGGAGGCUCUGGUGGCCGUGGUGACCAGGAUGUUUGUCAAAUACUGGAUCUACGUCUGCGGAACAAUGUUCUUCUUUGUCAGUUUUGAAGGCAAAAUCGUCCUCUACAAGGUCAUCUACAUGGUGAUGUUCCUGUGCUGUGUCGCCCUUUACCAGUUGAACUACGAAAAAUGGCGGGCCUUGUUGCGAGGCUUCUGGGUAGCUGUGGUGGUUUACUCCAUGUUGGUCCUCAUUCUGGUCUACACCUUCCAAUUCCCCUCGUCCCUCCACACCUGGAGCUACUACACUGGACUCAGCACUCACAGGCUGGAGGAUUUGGGUUUGGAGAAAUUCUCUGUUCCGGUUCUCUUCACCAGGAUCUUCAUUCCCACAGCUUUCCUAUUGGUGUGCAUCGUACACCUGCACUACUUCCAUGAACCCUUCCUCCAGCUGACGGACCUCAAAACAGUGGUGGACACGCACAACAGCACCAUCACCAGGUUGGUCCACAGUGAGGGCAGCCUUGUGGAUCUGUCAGUGGAAGGAGCUUCUCAGCUCCCUCUGGAGGAAGACCAAGGAGAAGUCCUGGUGGAAAAAGAGGAGGAAGAGAUUGAGGAGAAGUGGAGAUCAGAAGAAGAAGAGGAAGAGUACCCCUCUAUGUUUGAGGAGGACACCCUGUCUGACCACAUCACAGUGUUGGUGUCCUGGAGGCUGGUAGUGGACCGCUUGUCUGUCUUGUUCCUACGGCUCCUCCUGUCUCUGCAGCGUCUGCAGCGCCUCCUCUGGUGGCUCCUAGAACUUCAUAUUGUCAAAAUUGUCUCCUCCUACAUGAUUUGGAUCUCAGUGAAGGAGGUGUGCAUGUUCAACUUACUGUUUGUAGUGUGUGUGGGAGUGGCUCUGCCCUGCAGGGCCUGGCGCCCCCUGUUGUCUGGGAUGUGCACAGUGUGGACCUGUGUGGUUACAGUUUGUAAGAUGAUGUACCAACUCAAUGUUGUCCAGCCCAACACCUGCAAUUGCAGCAUGGUAACCUCUCCGUCUAUUGCACUUUGUGUCACAGACUGUCGCACUGACCUGUUUGUCUGUCUUCAGCCAGGUAACUCCUCUACAAACAUGUCUCGCUCAGCAUUGUACUCUGGUCCAAUUGACCCUGCCCAGUGGGUGGGCCUUCGUAAAUCUGAAGGAAAACUGCUUGAUUAUUUGAGGUACAACCUGAUGAUGCUCGCACUUUUAGCCUUUGAAGUGACAGUUUACAGACACCAGGAGCUCUACCGUCUCCGCUGCAACAAAGUCCCGCCUCCAACGAGAACAUUGUUCCAUGACAUCACCAGGCGUCACUUGGAUGAAAACAUGUUAAGCUGCGCCAAAUACUUCCUCAAUUACUUCUUUUACAAGUUUGGCCUGGAGACCUGCUUCCUGUUGGCAGUUAACGUGAUUGGCCAGCGGAUGGAUCUGUUCGCUGUAGGCCACGCGCUCGGGCUCAUCAGUGUCUUAUCGAGGCGCAGCAGGAAGCGGAUCAGUGCAAUGUGGCCGAAGUACUGCUACUUCCUGUCAGCGCUCCUAUGCUUUCAGUAUAUGCUGUGCAUUGGAUUCCCUCCUGCUGCCUGCAAAGAUUAUCCAUGGCGACCACCAACAUCCAACAUGGACUCCAACGUGGUGAAAUGGCUCUUCCUCCCAGAUCAUCUGACUCCACCAAACCCACUCUUCCUUCUCUACGACUUCCUGCUUCUGCUGGGCGCUUCGCUGCAGCUUCAGGUGUUCGAGGACGAACUCGAUGCCGGUGUCCAGACGUUGGCGGGGGACAACGCAGAGCUUGACGCAGAAGACGGACAGGUCUGGGAUCCAGUCAUGAGGCUUCGUCUCAGCACCGUACCUGACUUCACGCUGUGCAGGUCCUACCUAGACAUGAUGAAGAUUAUUAUUUUUUGCUACAUGUUCUGGUUUGUCCUCACCAUCAUCUUCAUUACUGGGACCACGAGGAUCAGCAUCUUCUGUAUGGGUUACCUUGUGGCGUGUUUCUACUUUCUGUUGGUGGGUGGUGACUUGCUACUGAAACCGGUCAGCUCCAUCCUGGUUUACUGGGACUGUCUGAUCGGCUACAACAUCUUCGUCAUCACCAUGAAGAACAUCCUGUCUAUCUUGGCAUGCGGCUUCAUCAAGUCGCUGGUUGUGAACCACUGCUGGCUGGUCCAGCUCUUCAGCCUGGCGUGCACCAUCCGAGGAUACACCAAACCGGAGCAGCAGAGCAGUAAACAGUGUGAGUUGCCAAGCGACGAGGCAGGGAUCAUCUGGGAUGGCGUGUGUUUCUGCUUCCUGUUGCUGCAGCGAAGGGUCUUCAGGAGUCACUACUUCCUCUACGUGGUCCUGGACCUGCAAAACACGCAACUGCUGGCCUCCAGGGGGGCAGAGCUCUUUGAAGCGUCCACUGUGAAAGCGGUGCGAGCGAGACUGGAGGUGGAAAAGAUGUCCAUGGACCUGCUGAAGAGACAGAUGGAAAGGAUUAAAUCUCGCCAGCAGAAGUUCCGUAGAGGAAAAGAGAAAUUGCUCAGUUUAACCCAGAAGAGCAUCCAUGGUGACGCACAGGAAAAGGCAAAAGGGCGUCAUCAGGGGGAUUGGUGGAGACCCUGGGUGAACCACGCCUCCAUGGUGAGGAGCGGCGACUACUUCCUGUUCGAGAGUGACAGCGAGGAGGAAGAAGAGGACAAAAAGGAACAGGUGGCGGAGGAAGAGGAGCAUCCUGAGAAAUCUGCUUUUCAGUUUGUCUAUCACGCCUGGAUAACCGACUCCAGAACAGCACUGAGAGCUCGUCACAGCCAAAAGAAACUGUGGAAGAAGAACUCAUGUGAAGAGCGGAGGGGAGAGAAGACAGCCGCUUGUGGUUCUACUGAGGUGACGGAGGAGUCGGAGGAGGAUGGCGAAGAAGACAAGGAGGAUGGACCAGAUACCGUCCUGCAUCGGGUCUCCAGCAUUCUUCGCUUUUGCUGGGUUCUGUUGUCGGCUCUGUUGGACUCCUUGACCGCUUGGCUCUGUGGUUUGUGUCGGGAACAUGUGGACAUCUCCACCGUCCUCCGCAUCGAGCGCUGCAUGCUGACCCAGCAGGCCAAGCAGGGUCAAGUGCCAUCCAGAGAGGCCAUCCAUGUCUACUACCAGGAACAGAUGAUGAGAAGUUCCAGAGAAUCGGGAUUGGACCAUGAGGAAGAUGGGCCUACAGGAGGGAGAGAACAGUGUGAAGACGAUGAGGCUACAAGUCUGGAUACAGAUGAAGUUGAAAGCCCAGGAUCAGGUGAUCAAGCUCAAGAACUACCAACAGGAAGUGGACUAGAAUUGGCCUCCAGAGAUGAAGCAUCAGUGAUAUCACAAGCUACAGCAGAAGAUGGUUCAGCUGUGGGCCUUACAAGGGAAGAUUACGCAGAGUUCCCUGUGGCCACAACCAGCCAGCACCAGCGACCUAAGCUUACCAGGAUGCAGAAGGUGGCGUCAUCCUCGUUUUCUUCAUCUUCAGAAGAAGAGGACCACAGCGCCGGAGAACAACCUUCCUCCAGGGCCGCCUCCCUCCCCUGUCAGGGGUGCCCCCCCUCCUACAGCUACGCUCUCGGCCUGGAUACGCAGGACCAGGAAGGAGAGCAAGACAUUCUAAAGAAGAGGAGGCGGGGAUCAAGAUCAGGAUUAAGGCAGAGGCGGCCGUUAUUUGAGAAGACUGACUUCCCGUCUGGUUGCACCGCCGCUUCCUGCCCGCUGGCAUCUCGCCCUCAAGAGCUUACAGCGAGUGAGCUGCUGAGGAACAGGACUUUCCACAACGAGGAGCUGGAGGCAUCAGAUGGUUUCUAUAGCAACCAACCCCAGCUGCUCCAGCUAUGUUACGCCAUCUAUAACAUUGUGGCUGCUAGAUCAGAGACGGUGUGCUACCUGGUCAUCGUCUUGAACCACAUGGUGUCUGCCAGCUGUCUCACCUUGGUUCUUCCUGUCCUGGUGUUCCUUUGGGCCACUCUGUCUGUUCCUCGACCUAGUAAGACCUUCUGGAUGACGGCCAUCAUCUACACUGAGGUCACCAUCGUGAUCAAGUAUUUCUUCCAGUUUGGCUUCUUCCCCUUCAACCAGAAACUGGAGGUGGACCGCUCCAAACCCUUCCACCCACCUAACAUCCUGGGAGUGGAGAAGAAGGAAGGCUAUGUCCUGUAUGACCUGCUGCAACUGCUUGCUUUGUUCUACCACCGGGCCAUACUGAAGUGCCAUGGGCUCUGGGACCAGACUUCUGCUACUGAUUCUCAACAUCAUGAUGGCAACCACCCAGAAUUAAGUCCAUGUUCCACACCAACAGACACGGUGCGCUGGCGUGGUGGGAGGCACACCCGUUCCAGCUCCACCCAAAUGUGCUCUCCUGCAGGCAGUCUGAGUUCCAUUCAAAAACUCAGCAGGUUGGACCUCCUGCUGGAGAAGCUUACAGAACUUUCAAUCCGAGCCAAGCAGUAUUGUGUUUGCAGAUGUAAGUCUCUCUAUGGUCCAGUGCGUCAGUUCUUCCAAGCUCUCGUCCAACCAGAGUACAGCGCUGUCACAGAUGUUUAUGUCCUGAUGUUCCUGGCGGACACCAUCGACUUCAUUAUCAUCGUUUUCGGCUUCUGGGCGUUUGGGAAACACUCCGCAGCCGCGGACAUCACUUCGUCCUUGUCAGAGGACCAAGUUCCUGAAGCAUUCUUGGUGAUGGUUCUUAUCCAGUUUGGUACGAUGGUGAUAGACCGAGCUCUCUAUUUAAGGAAGACCGUUUUGGGGAAGUUGGUCUUUCAGGUGAUCUUGGUCUUAGGGAUUCAUUUCUGGAUGUUCUUCAUCUUGCCGACGGUGACUGAGAGGCGCUUCAAUCAGAACUUGGUGGCUCAGCUGUGGUAUUUCGUGAAAUGUAUUUACUUCGGCUUGUCGGCCUAUCAGAUUCGCUCAGGUUACCCGACACGUGUUUUGGGCAACUUCCUGACGAAGAGCUACAACUACCUCAACCUGUUCCUGUUCCAGGGCUUCCGUCUGGUUCCCUUCCUGACGGAACUACGGGCCGUGAUGGACUGGGUGUGGACUGACACCACCUUGUCCCUGUCCUCCUGGAUCUGCGUGGAGGACGUCUAUGCCCACUGCUUUGUCUUAAAGUGUUGGAGGGAGUCUGAAAAGCGAUACCCUCAGCCUCGCGGUCAGAAGAAGAAGCGAGUGGUGAAGUACGGCAUGGGAGGUCUGAUUGUUUUGCUGCUGAUCUGCAUUGUGUGGUUUCCUUUGCUCUUCAUGUCCCUCAUUAAGUCCGUCGCUGGUGUCAUCAACCGGCCCCUGGACGUCUCUCUGACUGUCACUCUUGGAGGCUUCCAGCCUAUCUUUACGAUGAGCGCGCAGCAGAAUCAGCUGAAAGACCUGACAGAGGACGACUUCAGAGCCUUCAUCAGUUCCUACAGUUACACACCUAGUGCCUUGCAGUUCCUGGAAGCAUACAGUCACGAGGAUGUGACAGUGGCGGAACUGCAAGGUAGCAGUAACUCCCUGUGGACCAUCAGUCCUCCGAGCAGGCGCUACCUGAGCCAGGUGCUCAACCUGGACCACUUCCCCCUGACCUUAUCCUGGACUGUGCAGAGGAACUUAAGUCUUGGGGCAAAGGCGGAGCUUGCCUCGGGUAAACAUGUGACGUACCUGGAUGAUCAGACUCGUUUGGAGCUGAUCCAGCUGCUGAAUGGUACCAGAACAUUUCCUGUCGUGAUUCACGCCGUGCUGCCAUCUUUCCUACGCGCUCCCAGCGACUCCAACGCCAAACCCAUUGAACAGCUUUAUGCAGACGGCCUCUACAAGGACAUUUUGUUGUCCCUGGAGCGAACAGACAACGACAGCCAAGAGAUUCAGGAGUGGUGGAUAGUUGACCAACCAGCUUCUAGCCUGGUGCCUGUGAGAGGCGGAGCUUCAACAGAAGACAACAGGAGAGAGGCGGGGCUCCAGCUAUUUGUGUUCAGCGAUAAAGUCAGCCCACCUAGUCUGGGAUUCCUGGCAGGAUACGGCAUUAUGGGACUGUACGCCUCAGUAGUGCUGGUCAUCGGGAAGUUUGUACGAGAAUUCUUCAGCGGGAUCAGUCACUCCAUCAUGUUUGAGGAGCUGCCCUGCGUUGACCGCAUCCUCAAACUGUGCACCGACAUCUUCUUGGUGCGGGAGACGGGUGAGCUGGAGCUGGAGGAGGAGCUUUACGCCAAACUGAUUUUCUUGUAUCGAUCGCCAGAGACUUUGAUCAAGUGGACCAGACGCUGAUCUCAACUGACCUGCUGUGAUGUCAUCCACUGUGAACAUGAUCUAUUUAAAGUGGGAGAUUGCCCUCAAGCAACUGGAAAAGGCAUUCCGGUGGAAUGUGUUUGUGAUGUCAUUUACUGGGGGGGAAAAGGGGAUAUUUCUGGAGAUGUCCUGGAAUGGAGACUUUACUGGAACUUUUUCUUCCACCUGCUGGUUGACCACUUAGCAGGUAACAUUAGGAUUAAAGGGCUAAGAGCUGAUAGUGUUUUAUCAAUAAAUAUAAGCGACACAUCCCGGAAUAACUGGAAUUUUGCAUUCUGAUGAAGUGACAGGAACUGAAGGAUGAACAUGCACCAACGACGAAAUGAAAUAAGGGGCAGAGCUACCGUUGCCCCAAAAUUCUAGGAGUAUUAUAAAUAAACCUAACAUUCCUCUAAA
Molecule: messenger RNA, 8826 nt
Organism: Dunckerocampus dactyliophorus (ringed pipefish)
Lineage: Eukaryota; Metazoa; Chordata; Actinopteri; Syngnathiformes; Syngnathidae
Product: piezo-type mechanosensitive ion channel component 2-like
Exons: 54
Coding region: 367-8409 (2680 amino acids)
Biological process (GO): cellular response to mechanical stimulus; detection of mechanical stimulus; regulation of membrane potential
Cellular component (GO): plasma membrane
Molecular function (GO): monoatomic cation channel activity; mechanosensitive monoatomic ion channel activity
Source: RefSeq, a predicted model, not a curated record